AUGCGCAAAUUUGUAGCGCUCGACAGUUUGGUGAACGCGGGCGAGAUCGAACCAUUUCCGAGUGAUGCAAUCCAAAACUUGAGGCACGCGGUUCUUUUCCCAGAACUCUACAAACCAAAUAUCCAGCAAGCUUUGAAAAAUAUCAACUUCAGAUUCCACAGAAGCUGCAGCUUCUCUAAUUUGCUACGGGUGCACCCUGUGCUGGAUAGUAAUAUGAAUUUCAUGUGUGUGAGAGCAGUGGGCGGAUAUGAGGCGGAGGAGCGGCAGCUGCGCGCGCGUAUUGCAGACUCGUUGACGUUCUCGUCGCCGGCGUCCUCGCUGCUGCAGCCCACCGGCCGCUCCAUGUCCAUCCUAGGUUCGGUCUGUGCGCUGCUGCUCAACAAACAAGGUUCCUCAGCAGUUGCGAAGGAGGUUUCAAGUUUCACCGGCAGUCGACACUCAGACAACAUAUGUCGCAUUUGCUUCGGCGGGGAGUCUGCCGAGCGGCUGGUGAGGCCGUGCUCCUGCCGCGGCACUAUCGCCGCCGUACACCGCACUUGCCUCGAGCGGUGGCUGCUGCAGGCCGCUACCUCCUACUGCGAGCUCUGCAGGCAUCAUUAUGUCGUCACCAGGAGUCACAAGUAA
Molecule: messenger RNA, 624 nt
Organism: Diatraea saccharalis (sugarcane borer)
Lineage: Eukaryota; Metazoa; Arthropoda; Insecta; Lepidoptera; Crambidae
Source: the annotation of a GenBank genome assembly